Messenger RNA from Grammomys surdaster, 2523 nucleotides. RefSeq names its product ilvB acetolactate synthase like (gene Ilvbl). The record is from RefSeq and is a predicted model, not a curated record. Gene Ontology annotation, molecular function: thiamine pyrophosphate binding; magnesium ion binding; flavin adenine dinucleotide binding. The coding region runs from base 342 to 2270 and encodes 642 amino acids. Gene Ontology annotation, cellular component: acetolactate synthase complex. Gene Ontology annotation, biological process: L-valine biosynthetic process. The transcript is spliced from 16 exons. Lineage: Eukaryota; Metazoa; Chordata; Mammalia; Rodentia; Muridae.
GGCGCGGCAGAGCCGAGUGGGCAAAAGGGCCACCACCGCACACUCUCGAGUCACGUGACCCUGAAGCGGCCGAGUUCUACCGCAGUCAGGGACCUAUCCAAUAGGCAAAAGUCAUAGGGCCUUGUUUGGGAGUGGGCGGAAGGGAGUUCUACGUAGUGGAGUUGAAGGAGCAUCGUAUUGAAAUGUGACCUCGGCCGGAGGCCAAAGGUCAAGAGUCCGGUUGGGGGGCGUGUCCUAGGCUGCCCGACCCGAUGGGGGCGUGGCCUUACGACUCAAUGACGUAAGCGCGAGGCGGGCUCUCCACCGAGGCCCAGUCCUGCGUUAAGGAGGGUGGGUUCUGCAUGGGCUCUCUAACAAAUAGGUUCUGCCUCAUGGAAACUUCUGCGGCCGCUGCAUCUGCCGGGGGCUUCUUCCCCUCGUUCCUGCUCCUGGCGUUUGGGACACUGGUGGCUGCCGUGCUGGGCGCCGCUCACAGACUGGGGCUCUUCUAUCAGCUGAUGCACAAGGUUGACAAGACAAGCAUCCGACAUGGUGGAGAGAGUGUGGCAGCCGUGCUUAGAGCCCACGGAGUACGCUUUGUAUUCACUCUGGUUGGUGGGCACAUUUCCCCACUGCUAGUGGCCUGUGAGAAGCUGGGCAUCCGAGUGGUAGACACACGCCAUGAGGUCACUGCUGUCUUUGCUGCUGAUGCUGUGGCCCGCCUGACUGGGACAGUAGGCGUGGCUGCAGUGACAGCUGGUCCUGGCCUCACCAACACCGUGACUGCAGUGAAGAAUGCACAAGUGGCACAGUCCCCAGUCCUGCUUCUGGGUGGGGCUGCCAGCACCCUGCUACAGAAACGGGGCGCACUUCAGGCCAUUGAUCAGAUGUCUCUGUUCAGGCCACUCUGCAAGUUUUGUGCUUCUGUGCGAAGGGUACGGGACAUUGUACCUACCCUGAGGACUGCAAUAGCUGCUGCCCAGUCAGGCACCCCAGGCCCAGUGUUUGUGGAGCUGCCUCUUGAUGUACUAUAUCCUUACUUCAUGGUUGAGAAGGAGAUGAUACCAGCCAACUUGCCCAAGAGCCUCAUGGGUCGAGUGGUUGUCUGGUAUUUACAGAACUGCCUGGCCAACCUCUUUGUUGGGGCUUGGGAGCCCCGCCCCGAGGGACCUCUGCCCUUGGAUAUUCCCCAGGCGUCUCCCCAGCAGGUCCAACGCUGUGUGGAGAUCCUGAGCCGGGCUAAGAGGCCUCUGCUGGUGCUGGGGAGCCAGGCCUUGCUGCCCCCGACCCCUGCCAACAAGCUUAGGGCUGCUGUGGAGGCCCUGGGUGUCCCCUGCUUCCUUGGGGGGAUGUCUCGGGGGUUGCUGGGCCGCAACCACCCUCUCCACAUCCGGCAGAACCGCAGCGCUGCCCUGAAGAAAGCAGAUGUUGUUGUCCUGGCAGGUGCUGUGUGUGAUUUCCGCCUGUCUUAUGGUCGUGUCCUCAACCGCAAGAGCAGCAUCAUCACUGUCAACCGGAACCGGGAUGAUAUGUUGCUCAACUCGGACAUCUUCUGGAAGCCUCAAGAGGCUGUGCAGGGGGAUGUGGGCUCCUUCAUAACCAAACUGGUGGAAGGCCUUCAGGGCCAGAUGUGGUCCUCAGAUUGGGCUGAGGAGCUUCGGAAAGCUGACCAGCAGAAGGAGCAGACCUAUCGGGAUAAGGCUUUAAUGCCUGUAUUUCAGCACCUGAACCCAGUAUGGGUGUUACAGCAGGUGGAGGAAACUCUACCCGACAACGCACUUCUUGUGGUUGACGGUGGGGACUUUGUGGCCACUGCUGCCUACUUAGUACAGCCCAGAGGGCCCCUGCGCUGGCUCGAUCCUGGGGCCUUUGGGACUCUGGGAGUUGGUGCAGGUUUUGCCCUUGGGGCCAAGCUGUGUCAGCCAGAGGCCGAGGUUUGGUGCCUGUUUGGGGAUGGAGCCUUUGGCUACAGCCUCAUUGAGUUUGACACAUUCGUCAGACAUAAGGUACCAGUGAUAGCCUUGGUAGGGAACGAUGCAGGUUGGACCCAGAUUUCUCGGGAGCAGGUUCCCAGGUUGGGCAGUGACGUGGCCUGUAGUCUGGCUUACACUGAUUAUCACAAGGCAGCCAUGGGCCUGGGAGCCCAGGGAUUGAUACUCUCACGAGAAAAUGAGGAUCAAGUGGUCAAGGUGCUUCGUGAUGGCCAGCAGCUGUGCCAGGAGGGUCAUGCCGUUGUGGUCAACAUCCUGAUUGGGAGGACAGAUUUCAGAGAUGGCUCCAUUUCUGUGUAGGGAUUAUACAGGGUUAGUGUGCUUGCUUCUUUGUACCUGGACUUUGCCUAGCUUAUCUGGUGUCUUCAUCCUUGCCUGCUCUGAGCUUGUCUCACAAGGUCUAACCCUCUGAGUGGGGAAUGGGGAGACCAAAGAGCAAAGAGGCACCUUGGCAACCCUGGGUAGCUCUUUCCACAGGCCCAGCUGUUCCCUUUCUCUCUUAUAAAAUUAAUAAAUCUUUUGGCUAUAUGAGCCCAAGGACUCAGUCACAGAA